CAGCAGAGUGUGGGCUGGAGCUCUGGAGCUCUGCUGCUCCACACACCUACUUCCUGCAAUCCUGGCAAUCACCAAUAGUGUAAACCCCAGGUUCUGACGUGGCUGACUCAGCAAGGGCUUGGCUCAAAACAAACACUUCCACACACGGAGCUGCAGCCUGGGAAGUGGUAACAGGAGGCACUUGAAGAGAAGAAGGAAUUGGGCAUUUUCAGUGUUCUGGGUCCAACCUGGCUGAAUCCUCCCUGGACUUGCUUCUUCCAGCGUUCCAUGUACCGGUGAAGGUGGUGGCCACAACUCUGAGUGCUUCAGCAGUUUCUCCUCGCUGCCUGUUGGACUUGGGUGCUGCUCCCACACAGACUCAUUCCUGCAGCAGAGAUUUAAUACCCUCAGCCACUGCCGUUCCUUCUCCUCUGAAGGAGGAGACUCCUUCAUAGCCAAGACAGGCCACCCGCUCCUGAGCACAAGGACCUAGUGAGAGCUUUGCAUUUCCUGCACUACCAGCCUCUCUGUUUUCCUUCCAGCUACGAGAAGAGGGAAGAGGUUGUUCCUGUUGUGUGACUUGCUGCAGGUCCUGCGGCUUCAGCCCAGCACCUGGCUGUGAAGAGUCAGCAGCUUCCUGCUCCUCGCUGCCCUCCAUCAGCAUGGAUACGUGGCGGAGAGGCUCCAUCAAGUCCACAACCUUCUUCAGACGUUUCUCACUCAGGAGACACAAAAAGCUGGGCAACCAAGUCAUCCUCUUGAAUCAGAACAGCCACACUCUGGACAGUGAUGGACAGUGCCAGAAGAGGGAAUGCUUGAGGGACCUGAAGGACAAGUCUGAUUACCUGUCAUGUCAGAGUGAGCAGAACCUGGCCAAGGCACAAGCACCUCCCAAGCCUCCCCGGCUCUACCUGGACAGUUCUAGCUGCCCUAACAUCAUUGAUCACACAGAUUCUCACUCUGACAUCUCCUUCUCUGGUACUACUCAUCAAUACCACAAAGCCACUCAGACUCAGUUCUACAAGGACCAGACUACAGACUGCGGGACCCCAGAGGCAGGUUCCCAGAAUGGCACCACUCUGCCUGACCUGUCUGACCCCUUCCUGUCCUUCAAAGUGGAUUUGGGGCUAUCACUUCUUGAGGAUGUUCUGCAGACCCUCAGGAAACAGAACCCAAGGGACUACGCCAUCUGAAGGUAUUUAGCAUUUAAUAGAUCACAUUUCCCUGCUGCUGCUGCUGCUGCCAGUUUCUCCAGUCCUAUGAGGAAGGAUGCUGCAGCAUUCCUGUUGUGUGUGGCCCGUUCUGUUGUCCUCACUUCACCCACCACAGACCAUCCUUGUCCUUGCUAAGGAGUCCUCUGGAGCAGUGCUCACAAGCUCAGACCAGAGCACUGCCUGCUGGAACAUCGUAGGCAAGCUUCCCUUCUCCACACUGGGAAUCUCCCACUCCUGACUGUGCAUCUCCUCCUCAUGGACAAAGGGAAUUGUUUGGCAAGAGACUUGUUUUGGGGAUGUGGCUGUGACCCUGUGGAGCACGGACAGAAGGAGACAUGGCACACAUCCUUUGUGGGUAAGCAGCCUGCACAGAGACAGCAACACUGCACCUCAAAGCCAUAGCUACAGCAAGGAUCAAGAGACAAAAUUCUCCUCCCACCAGGUCUGGAUGUGAAAAAUCAAAGCUGUUCCUCCUUUUAAUUUUUCCUGUUUUUCUUGUGGGUUUCUCUUCCCCCAAGUCAAGUGCAGUUGGCCUGGAAACAGGUAAGCACCCAUCUAGGUGGUUUGUUUACCCUACUAGCAGGAAAAGGAAUGUCUCUAGAUACUGCUGCUUGAAGCAUGCACUGAUCUAUCAGCUGUACAGAUGUGGAAGAAUAAACGUGUCUGUGACUGGAA
Pogoniulus pusillus (Red-fronted tinkerbird) is the source of this 1868-nucleotide messenger RNA. RefSeq names its product chromosome 24 C15orf62 homolog (gene C24H15orf62). NCBI's taxonomy places the organism in Eukaryota, Metazoa, Chordata, Aves, Piciformes, Lybiidae. Gene Ontology annotation, molecular function: small GTPase binding. The transcript is spliced from 2 exons. The record is from RefSeq and is a predicted model, not a curated record. Gene Ontology annotation, cellular component: membrane; cytoplasm. Gene Ontology annotation, biological process: positive regulation of pseudopodium assembly; positive regulation of actin filament polymerization; regulation of cell shape. Bases 642 to 1172 code for a protein of 176 amino acids.